UGGGGAGCUGCCAUCUGGCUACUGGUCAUUGAUUUCAGUCACCUUCAAAUCCCCCGUGCGACCAUAAUGGCGGAACAUAUGACCUUGCAGUCGGUCGACAUGAUCGAGGAGGUCGUGAGCGCCGUUGACGCCGCCAGUGAUGAGCUGCGGCGCUUGAGCCUUGAAAUUUUCAACAACCCGGAGACAAUUUUUGUCGAGUUCAAAGCUUGUGAGCUGUUGUCAAAUUGGCUCGAGAACCGAGGGUGGAAAGUUAGCCGAGGUGUAUAUGGCCUCAAAACUGCGUUUGAGGCCCGAUUCUCUCUUGUUGAGGGGGGAAGAACAGUGUGUUUUAAUGCAGAGUAUGAUGCCCUUCCUGGCCUGGGACAUGCCUGUGGUCAUAACUUGAUUGCUACCUCCUCCUUGGCAUCUGCAGUUGCUCUCGAGCAUGUACUCAAAACCCAUCGUUUCCCGGGGACAAUUGUCGUCAUGGGCACUCCAGGAGAAGAAUCAGGUGGCGGAAAAUGGAUUAUGGCAACAAAUGGUGCUUGGAAAGGGUUCGACGCUUGCGUGAUGACCCACGGAAUGCGCAAUUUCAGCACUCCUCUCUGCUUAACAAAGGCUUCCUGGAAGCUAAGAGCGCGAUUCCAUGGUCAAUCAGCACAUGCUGCCACUGCUCCGUGGACAGGAUUGAACGCCUGUGACGCUAUUGUGCAUGCUUAUACUGCAAUCUCGAUGCUUCGCCAACACCUCGAGAAAGGUUCUACUAUUCAAGGCUGUAUUCUCGAAGCAGGAAAGGCGUCCAACAUUAUACCCGACUACGCCGAGGGCUUGUUCAGCAUUAGAGCUCCUACCAUGCAGAAGCUGGAUGAGCUGAAGUCUAGAUUUGAGCCCAUAUUUGGCGCCGCUGCUGCUGCAACAGGAUGUAGCGUUGAGCUUGACUGGACCGCCCUGUAUGAAGAUGUCGUAUCGAACGAAACCCUCGCUGAGCAGUAUCGCAAUUACAUGAUACAGCACUUGGGCAUAGAGCCUGAACAAUUACUCACGUUAGAGGAAUCCCGAAUGCUUCAUGAUCAGCCGGGAUGCUCGGACUUCGGUAGUUGUUCCUACAUUUGCCCGGGAAUUCAAGCCAUGUUCUCGAUCAACGCAACAGACUUCCCUCAUUCCAUUGGGUUCCGUGAGGCAUCCGCUGGGGAGUUUGCCCACCAAGAGGCACUGAAAGCUGGCCAGGCAAACGCUCUCAUCUCCCUCGAUGUCCUGAUCAAUCAUGAUUUCGCAGAUAAAGUGAAAGCUGAGUUUAUUGCGGUUAUGAAAAAGGGCGGCCGCUGGAACCGCCAUCUCGUGUUCAUUCCCAGGGAAAUAUACCCAGUGCAGGGAAGUUUUCGUCCCAUGUCUGCUGGGAUUGUUAGCUAACUAAAGUGCAA
Messenger RNA from Penicillium brasilianum, 1400 nucleotides. The record is from the annotation of a GenBank genome assembly. Lineage: Eukaryota; Fungi; Ascomycota; Eurotiomycetes; Eurotiales; Aspergillaceae.